GCGCGUUGGAGAAGGAGAGUGUGGGCAUGGCCAAGGCCACAAAACUGGUUCGAUGUGCUACUCGUUUCCCCUGGUAUGGAAUUGUUGUCGAAACCUUAUUUCCGAAUGUCACGAAAAACAUAUGAUGAAUUAUGCAACGUUUUAAGAGCGGAUUUAAUCAAACAAGAUACCAGAAUGCGCCGUCCUGUUUCUGUUGAAAAGCGCGUGGCAGUAGGUCUUUGGCGCCUUGCUAACGGGGACACGUAUAGAUCUUGCGGACUUCAAUUUGCUAUUGGCGAGUCUACUGCAAAAGUAAUCUCAGACCAGUUUGAAAGCGCCUUAUGUCGACUGAAAAAUAGUUAUAGUCGUUUCCCUUACACUGAUGAAGAGGUGCAAGAGAUAAUGGAUCGUUUUGAGGAGGAAUAUCAUUUUCCCCAAAUUGCAGGCGCCACUGGCGGCUCUCAUAUUGAGAUAAGAACACCUCCCGACAACCACCAAUAUUAUUAUAAUCGAAAACAGUUUUACAGUUUAGUUCUUCAAGGGGUUGUUGACAGUAAAUUGCCCUUCUCUACUCAUGGAAAUCUUUUGCGACAGGAAAAGAAAUUUAACGAGAAAUUCAGUGUCAUGAGAGCGGUAGUAGAAAGAGCUUUCGGAAUGCUGAAAGGAAGAUGGCGAAUCCUAGCAAACAAAAACCAACAACACUACAAAAGUGUAUCACGAACGGUAACAGCUGCCUGUGUUCUCCAUAAUUUUUGUCAGAUGCAAGGUGAGAGUUACGACGAGGAUCUACGCAAUCCACUCGGACAGCACGACGACGAUGAUGAAGGUGUGGCCCUUGGAGGAAAGCCCAUAAGGCAGCUCAUUUUGAAUCACCUUAUCGCCGAAGGGGUUCUUUAA
Messenger RNA from Porites lobata, 876 nucleotides. The record is from the annotation of a GenBank genome assembly. NCBI's taxonomy places the organism in Eukaryota, Metazoa, Cnidaria, Anthozoa, Scleractinia, Poritidae.